AUGGAAGUCGCGGUGCGUGCAUUGUCUGGUGACUUGCUUUGUUCCUUUGAGGUGCUAGCCACGCAAACGGUGGCCGAUUUGAAAGAAUUGAUUCGAAAGAGCACGCAGAUCAAGCCAAAUUUGCAGAAGCUGCUACUGGGGGUCAAGCUGCUAUCCAAUGGUGAAGCCUUGGGCAGUCUCCUCACAGAAGGAGCCCCCAACGAAGUCAUACUGCUGCAAGUUGACAAACGGAUUGAAGAAGUCGAAGAGGAUUGGCGUCGUUUGCGGAAGGCAUCUGAGGCAGUGCGCAACGACAAGGACUUGGUGUUGGCGGCCAUUCACCGCAGCGCUGGCGAAGCAGUGAAGUUUGCUGGAGACCAGGCUCGGGCAGAUCGUGAGGUUAUGCUUGCUGCCAUGGAGCACAACGGGUCUCUUUACAAGUAUGCCAACCCGUUGCUGGGUGCGGAUUUGGAAUUCAUGUCCGCUGCGCUGCGACAGAGCCCCUGCCAGAACGAUCCACUUCCCGCUUGGCACUGGCAUACUUCCGAAAGUAUGUGCUCGGACAAGGCCUUCAUGCUGCUGAUGGUAGCCCGACAGGGAGUGGCUUUGCAACACGCUUCCUGUGAGCUCCGAGGUGACGAGGAACUGGUCAGAGCUGCAAUGUCUUCAUACGUGCUUGCGUUUCAAUAUGCAUCUGAAACGCUGAAGAGCGAUCGCCAAUUUGCGGAGCAUGCAGUCAAAGCAUCCGUCAGGAAUUUAUUGCACGUGCCUGAUGAUUUGAAAGCGGACAGGAACUUCAUCUUGAAUUGCUUGAUACCGUUCCAUGAAGGCAAUUCCCGAAGUUACACUUUGCCCUCCAUUCUGCAAAAGCUGCCGGAUUCUCUACACGGUGACCGCGCUGUCGUCCUGCGGGCCUUGCUGUCUUUGCCGCUGUGUCACCGGAGAGAGGAGCUCUUGCGAGCUAGGAAGGACCUGCAUUCUGACGAGGGGCUCCGGGCUGCUGCUGGCCUUUCAGGUAAGCCUGUCCCAUCUGGAGGAAUCCGAACUGAGGCACGUGAGCCCGCGGCAUUGCUGGCAGGUGAGCUUCCGAAGAAGCAGGCCUUCUGGCACAAGCUUCUUGAUAAUGACAAGCUCCGUCUGGAUCUUGACCUUGUCAGCGCAGCCUUGGAGGAUGAUGCGAGCGUUUAUGAGCUUCUGCCUGAGGCCAUGCGCUGCCGAGAGCAGAUUGCCCUGCUGGCUUUUCGCAGGCAUCGAAUAAAGCUCCCUAAGCCCUUGCUGAGUAAUCGCAACGUGGUAGUGGAAGCUGCUGCGAUUCAAGUGAAUGCUAGUGACGUAGAGAAGAGGCGCCUGCAAAAGCUGCCCUUGACCCAACUUGUUGCAAAGUUUGAGCUUGCCUAA
This is a messenger RNA of Symbiodinium pilosum, 1377 nucleotides long. The record is from the annotation of a GenBank genome assembly. NCBI's taxonomy places the organism in Eukaryota, Dinophyceae, Suessiales, Symbiodiniaceae.